AUGGCGCAGACAGACGUGCUCCUGACCAAGCAGCCCGCCCCGCAGACGGUGCCGGCAUGCGAGCUGCCCCCCAAGCUGUACGACGUCGCCCGCAACACAGGCGCCUACACGUCCUCGGGCCUGGCCACCGCCGGCUUCCGCACGGCCAAGUACGUGCUGGACGAGUGGUUCCAGAACUGCUACGCGCGCUACCACCAGGCCUUCGCCGACCGCGACCAGUCGGAGCGGCAGCGCCAUGAGAGCCAGCAGCUGGCGGCUGAGACGGAGGCGCUGGCGCAGCGCACGCAGGAGGACUCCACCAGGAAGGUGGGUGAGCGCCUGCAGGACGCGCACUGCUGGAAGUCGGAGCUGCAGCGCGAGGUGCACGAGCUGGUUGCCGAGACGGACCUGCUGCUAGCCCAGAAGCAGCGGCUGGAGCAUGCACUGGACGCCACGGCGGUGCCCUUCACCAUUGCCACCGACAACCUGCAGUGUCGCGAGCAGCGCCAGCACCCCGACCUUGUGCGCGACCACGUGGAGAUGGAGCUGCUGAAGGAGGCCGAGCUCAUCCGGAACAUUCAGGAGCUCCUGAAAAGGACCAUCAUGCAGACCGUGAACCAGAUCCGGCUGAACCGGGAGCAGAAGGAGACGUGCGAGAUGGACUGGUCUGACAAGGUGGAGGCCUACAACAUCGACCAGACCUGCGCGCGCUACCACAGCCAGAGCACCGAGGUGCAGUUCCACCCGCACUCUGCCAAAUUCGAAGAGAGCGCCUCCACGCCCGAGACGUGGGCCAAGUUCACCCAGGAAAACCUGUGCCGCGCCGAGCGCGAGCGCCUGGCCUCGGUCAACCUGCGGGGGCUCAUAGACUGCAUCCUGCGGGACACGUCCGAGGACCUGCGGCUGCAGUGCGACGCCGUGAACCUGGCCUUCGGGCGCCGCUGCGAGGAGCUGGAGGACGCGCGCCAUAAGCUGGAGCACCACCUGCGCAAGACGCUGCGGGAGAUCCCGGACCAGGAGCACAAUGUCGCAGCACUGAAGCAGGCCAUCAAGGGCAAGGAGGCGCCCCUGAAGGUGGCCCAGACCCGCCUCUACCAGCGCUCCCUCCGGCCCAACGUGGAGCUGUGCCGCGAUACCGCCCAGUUCAGGCUGGUGAGCGAGGUGGAACAGCUGAAUGCGUCCCUCGUGGCGCUGCGGGAGAAGCUUCUGGAAGCUGAGCAGUCACUACGCAACCUGGAGGACACGCGCAUGAGCCUGGAGAAGGACAUCGCCGUCAAGACCAACAGCCUCUUCAUCGACCGCCAGAAGUGCAUGGCCCACCGCGCCCGCUACCCCGCUGUCCUCCAGCUGGCCGGCUACCAGUGA
Diceros bicornis minor is the source of this 1344-nucleotide messenger RNA. RefSeq names its product tektin 4 (gene TEKT4). Lineage: Eukaryota; Metazoa; Chordata; Mammalia; Perissodactyla; Rhinocerotidae. The record is from RefSeq and is a predicted model, not a curated record. Bases 1 to 1344 code for a protein of 447 amino acids. The transcript has 6 exons. Gene Ontology annotation, biological process: cilium assembly; cilium movement involved in cell motility. Gene Ontology annotation, cellular component: nucleus; microtubule cytoskeleton; sperm flagellum.